Messenger RNA from Oryza sativa Japonica Group (Japanese rice), 2019 nucleotides. The record is from RefSeq and is a predicted model, not a curated record. Lineage: Eukaryota; Viridiplantae; Streptophyta; Magnoliopsida; Poales; Poaceae.
UGGAUAAGGGAGGAGAAACAAUAACUCCCUCCUCCUCCUCCUCCUGCUCCUAGUACUAGUAGAGCAGCGGCGGCAAUGGCGGCGCCUCCUCUGCUGAGCCUGAGCCAGCGGCUACUCUUCCUCUCCCUCUCCCUCCCCAAGCCACAGCUCGCCCCCAACCCCUCCUCUUUCUCCCCCACGCGCGCCGCCUCCACCGCCCCGCCACCUCCGGAAGGGGCGGGCCCCGCCGCGCCAUCCCGCGGGGACCGCUUCCUCGGCACCCAGCUCGCGGCCGAGGCCGCCGCCCGCGUCCUCGCUCCGGAGGACGCCGAGAGGCGCCGCCGCCGCCGGGAGAAGCGCAAGGCCCUCGCGCGGAAGCCCUCCGCCGCCGCCUGCUACGGCUGCGGCGCGCCGCUGCAGACGGCCGACGAGGCCGCGCCCGGCUACGUCCACCCCGCCACCUACGACCUGAAGAAGAGACACCAUCAGCUGAGAACCGUGCUAUGUGGGAGAUGCAAGCUCUUGUCUCAUGGCCACAUGAUCACUGCUGUUGGUGGCCAUGGCGGCUAUCCUGGAGGGAAGCAGUUCGUUUCCGCGGACCAACUCAGGGACAAGCUCUCCUACCUUCGUCAUGAGAAAGCUUUGAUUAUCAAGCUGGUUGACAUAGUUGACUUCAAUGGGAGCUUCCUGGCGCGUGUGCGCGAUUUUGCUGGUGCUAAUCCUAUUAUACUAGUCAUCACAAAGGUUGAUCUCCUUCCUAGAGAUACAGAUUUGAAUUGCAUUGGCGACUGGGUUGUUGAGGCAGUUGUCAAGAAGAAGCUCAACGUACUUAGUGUCCAUUUGACAAGCUCAAAGUCACUCGUUGGCGUCACUGGGGUUAUAUCAGAGAUUCAGCAGGAAAAGAAGGGCCGAGAUGUAUAUAUACUGGGUUCAGCAAAUGUUGGGAAAUCUGCAUUUAUAAGUGCUAUGCUAAGGACGAUGGCAUAUAAGGAUCCAGUGGCAGCUGCAGCUCAAAAAUACAAGCCGAUACAAUCUGCUGUUCCUGGAACGACCCUUGGUCCUAUUCAAAUUGAAGCAUUUUUAGGAGGCGGGAAAUUAUAUGAUACACCUGGAGUCCAUCUUCACCACCGGCAAGCAGCAGUUAUCCAUGCUGAUGAUCUGCCUUCUCUUGCACCACAAAGUCGUCUAAGGGCACGGUGUUUUCCUGCUAAUGAUACAGAUGUUGGAUUGAGUGGGAAUUCAUUAUUCUGGGGUGGACUAGUCCGUAUUGAUGUUGUCAAGGCUCUUCCACGCACACGACUGACGUUCUAUGGACCCAAGAAGCUAAAGAUUAAUAUGGUCCCAACCACAGAAGCAGAUGAAUUUUAUGAGAGAGAAGUUGGAGUUACAUUGACUCCCCCAGCUGGCAAAGAGAAGGCUGAAGGAUGGGUUGGUCUGCAGGGUGUUCGUGAGUUGCAGAUAAAAUACGAAGAGUCUGAUAGACCUGCUUGUGACAUUGCAAUUUCUGGUCUCGGGUGGGUUGCGGUUGAGCCACUUGGUGUGCCAUCAAGCAACCCAGAUGAGAGUGCUGAGGAAGAAGACAAUGAGAGUGGUGAACUGCAUUUGAGAGUACAUGUUCCCAAGCCUGUUGAGAUCUUUGUCCGACCUCCAUUGCCUGUUGGUAAAGCAGCAUCGCAAUGGUACAGAUACCAGGAGUUGACCGAGGAAGAAGAGGAGUUGAGACCUAAAUGGCAUUACUGAUGCUUAUAGCUAUUUUAGUUACGAUGACAGCAUCGUGUAGUCCAAAUAGAGCACGUAAUUAUAUAUGUUCUCAGAUGAUGUGAUAGGGAUGACAGUUUUAGCAUCAGCUGAUUAAAAUUACUCCAAUAAUGAUUCAGGAAGGAAUUUUGGAUAAAGACAUCGACAAGUGAAGCUCUUGCGGGUACUCUCUGUUUCUAAGAUCUUCGUCCUAGCACAUAUACCAUCACAUCAUUUUUCCUUUGCAACACUAUGUGUGACGCACUGACGCUUAAAGCGAAUGCCGUAAUGAAUACUUGAAUA